Pseudocercospora fijiensis CIRAD86 is the source of this 1551-nucleotide messenger RNA. RefSeq lists its product as uncharacterized. Gene Ontology annotation, molecular function: FAD binding. The record is from RefSeq and is a predicted model, not a curated record. The coding region runs from base 1 to 1551 and encodes 516 amino acids. The transcript is spliced from 4 exons. Lineage: Eukaryota; Fungi; Ascomycota; Dothideomycetes; Mycosphaerellales; Mycosphaerellaceae.
AUGGGUAGCCUUCCAGCUGUAAACGACGAAAUCGUCGAUGUCGCGGUGAUUGGAGGUGGCCCAACUGGACUGCUGUCAGCGCUACUGAUGCGCUCACUCGGAGCAACAGUGAGCGUCUUGGAUGCCAAGCCUGGACCGCUACAGCUAGGUCGUGCGGAUGCUCUCAAUGCACGGACUCAACAAUACCUUGAAGUUGUCGGCGUACUCAAAGAGCUCCGUGCCAAAGGCAUCGAGUGCAACACAAGCUCGACCUUUGGAGACGGCGAAUUCAAAACGCGUCAAAGUCACUGGUGGACGGGUCUGGAGCAUUGCUUGCACAAGCACUUCCUGAUGAUCGGACAGCCCGAAGUCGAAGCUGUUCUGCUCAACCGGUUGGACACACCAGUGCAUUAUGGCGAGGAGGCAGCCUCCAUCUCCGAAGAUGGAGAAGGCGUCACAGUCGUCACCAGCCUCGGCAGAACAAUUCGGAGCAAAUAUGCCGUUGGAGCAGACGGAGCUCGAUCGACGGUCCGCAAUGCCCUUGGAAUUAGCUUCACCGGUACCAAGCCAGAAAUGAUCUGGGCUGUACUGGAUACAUUCAUCGACACAGACUUCCCUGUCUGUUCUGAAAUCAUAACAUUCCAGCUAAACGAGCAGGCCAGAGUGUCAUGGAUUCCGCGGGAGCGAGGUAUGGCACGAUUCUAUGUCCUUCUGGACGGCGAGGUCACCCAAGAAAAGGCCGAGGCGUCGAUCCGAGAGCACAUGAGCCCGCACCGGGUAGACUUCCAGAAGACGGAAUGGUUCAGCACCUUUGAGAUCAAGGAGCGUAUUGCAUCGACGUUCGUCUCGAAAGAAGGCCGGGGUCGCAUCCUGCUUGCGGGAGACGCCGCCCAUGUCCACUCGGUAAAUGGCGGGCAAGGCUUAAAUACUGGGAUAGCGGAUGCCUUUGCGUUGGCGUGGCGGCUCGCCUUGGCAGUUGAUGCUUACGGACACGGCUCCAAGGCGGCAGACCCGCUCGUCCAAAGCUACGAUAUCGAGCGCAGGACUGUCGCAGCCGAUGUGAUCAAUGUUGCUGCUCGACUUGUGCGGGACACCAUGCGUACAGCUAAGCAGUAUGUGGGCACGAUAGAGAGAAACGCUGGAUAUAUCACCGGAAUGGGAGUCGCCUACGAUGAGUGCGGCUCCCCUCUGGUGACCGAGUCGCAGAACGGCAUCUGGAAAGCAGGCCGAAGGUGUCCGGACAUCAUCUUGCACUCCUCUAGCCUAGAGUCAAGAAGAUUGUAUUCGACAGUGACGUAUGGCCAAUUCUUGGUGCUGGCCUGUGGCGCUCCCCUCACGGAAAAGUGGUCAGAGCUGGAAGACAUAUGCACCAGGUAUACACUGCUUCCCUCGAGGGACGAAGAGGCCGAUUCUUCACCAAGCGCCGAUGGAAAGGCGUUGACUUUCGUUUCGGAAGUCAUUGACCCGCAGGAGCAAUUCGUGGUCAUCGCAAGGCCGGACAUGUACAUCGGGUAUGUUGGGACGGAAAGGCAGGCGCUGGAGUACCUGUCGAAAACAGUCAAGCGUGCGUAG